Messenger RNA from Brienomyrus brachyistius, 4055 nucleotides. RefSeq names its product ribosomal RNA processing 12 homolog (gene rrp12). Lineage: Eukaryota; Metazoa; Chordata; Actinopteri; Osteoglossiformes; Mormyridae. The transcript has 34 exons. Bases 109 to 3975 code for a protein of 1288 amino acids. The record is from RefSeq and is a predicted model, not a curated record.
GGCACACGGUGACGUAAAAGUCCGCGCGACAAUCCGGCUGCGGGGUCCACGCGCAGCGCUGUUCCCCGGUUAGCCUAGCCCUCACCUAUCCGAGUUUCACCAGGCAUCAUGGUGAAAUCCGGAAAACUUCGGUCUGGGACCGCACAGAAACUGAAGCGAUGGAAAAAAGGACACAGCAGCGACUCCAACCCGCAGAUCAGCCGACAUCGUCAGGCAGCGAGAAGCCGGUUCUUCAGCCGUCCGACUGAAAACAGCAAUUUGACUGUGGACGCGCUCAAGCUCCACAAUGAGCUUCAGACGGGAACUCUGGAGAAGGCGGAGCCUGACUUGGGAGACGCCUGUUCCAUAGAAGAACCAGCUUUGUCAGAGCGCACCUCUGGGACCUUCCUGAGUGGCCUGUCUGACUGUUCCAACCUCACCUUCCACAAGGUCCAACGUUUCUGGGAGUCCAACUCGGCGGCGCAUAAAGAGAUUUGUGCGGUUCUGGCAGCAGUCACAGAGGUUAUACGUUCCCAGGGCGGGAAGGAAACGGAGACGGAGUAUUUUGCUGCUCUGAUGACCACCCUGGAGGCUGUGGAUACCAGUGAGUCUCUGGCUGCAGUGUCGUACCUGCUGAACAUGGUCCUGAAAAGAGUGCCGAGUCCAGUGCUGAUGAAGAGGUUUUCCGAUACGGCCAAGGUCUUCAUGAACGUGAUAUCUUCCCAGGCUAAUGCAGAUUCGUCCUCAGCCCUGCGCUGGAUGCUGUCCUGUAUGGCCACCUUGCUGCGGAAACAGGACCUCUCCGUCUGGGCUUAUCCUUCCACCAUGCAGAUCUACCAUGGUGUACUGAGCUUCACUGUGCACUCCAAACCUAAGGUGCGUAAGGCUGCGCAGCACGGUGUGUGCGCCAUCCUGAAGGGGAGUGACUUCCUGUUCAAAGACUCCGCCCCCUCGCAUCACCCUGCGGCCGCGAACACGGCCAAGUUCUGCAUUAAAGAGAUAGAGGAGGCAGGAGGCAGUAAAGAGGACACCACCACACUGCAUGUGCUGGGCCUGCUGAAGGACAUUGUGACUGGGUUUCCGGUCAGUGCUGUGAAGCAGUGCUGUGAGACGCUACUUCGUGUGAUGACGCUCAGUCAUGUGCUGGUGACAGCGGCAGCGAUGCAGACCUUCCACAGCCUCUUCAGCGGGAAACCCCACCCCUCAACGAUGACUGCGGAGCUCAACGGGCAGAUCAUCACGGCCCUGUAUGAUUACCUUCCCAGUGAGAAUGACCUCCAGCCUCUCCUGGCCUGGCUGGCUGUUAUGGAAAAGGCCCACGUUCACCUGUGCAGUUUGCAAAACCAGCUGUGUUUAGGCCAUUUGCCCCGCCUCUUCUCCACGGCCAUGUCCUGUCUCCUGUCACCUCAUUCGCAGGUCAUCUCUACGGCAACGCAGAUGUUGAAGACCCUGCUGAUGGAAUGUGUUGCUCCAUAUAUGGAGGGCAUUGGCUCGGUUAUGUUUGCCUCUGCCACCGGCGACGCCUCCUACAUCUGCAAGAUGUUUCGCGUGGUGGAGGAGGGCCUCAGCUAUCGUUUCCAUGCCUCCUGGCCGUUUGUUCUCCAGAUCCUUGGCUGCUUCUAUAGGGUUGCUGGGAAACAGGCACAUCCCAUCAUGACAAAGAGCCUGCAGUCCCUGAGUGAGUUGCGGGUCACACCUCGCUUCCCUUAUUGCGGGGAGCUGGACCUGGCUGUAGGGGGUGCUGUGGAGAGCAUGGGGCCAGAGGUGGUGCUGAGGGCGGUGCCCCUGCAGAUCACAGGCACUGAUGACGACCUGGACUUUCCCCGGAGCUGGCUGGUGCCUGUGAUCCGUGACCAUGUGAAAGGGACCCAGCUGGCCUACUUCAGCUCCUAUUUCAUGCCUCUGGCCGCCACACUCAGACAGAGAGCUGAGGAGCUUGAACAGGCCAACCACAAACUGGAGGCCAAAGUCUACCAGACUCUGCAGCUGCAGAUUUGGACCAUGCUGCCUGGGUUCUGUACAGAGCCCACAGACCUGGUGCCCUCCUUCAGAGGCAUGGCGAGGGCACUGGGCAUGGCUAUCAACGAGAGGCCCGACAUCCGGCCUACCAUAUGUCAGGCACUGCGGACCCUCAUCAGCAAGAGCUGCCACACAGAGGAAGAAAAGGCCGAAGUUACUCGCUUUGCAAAGAACUUCCUGCCAAUUCUAUUCAAUGUGUAUAGCCAACAGCCCAGCCCAGGCGAGACGGCACCCCCCCGCAUGGCUGUCCUGGAGACCAUCAAGGUCUUCCUGACCAUCACUGACCAGCCCCAGAUGGUCUGCGCAUUUCUGCAGAAAGCCAGCGAGAAGGUCGUCAGCCCUGAUAGCACCGAAUAUACCAGGCUGUCUGUGAUGGACCUGGUAGUGGUCAUGGCGCCUUAUGUUGACGAGUCUACAAUGAGCGGCACAUAUGAGCUCAUCAGGCCCUAUUUGGAGAGUAAGGAGGCAGGGAUGCAGAAGAAGGCCUAUCGUGUCCUGGAGGAGAUGUGUGGGGGCAGCAGCAUGGCCUGCCGCAACUUUGUGCUGGCCAACCUAGAACAACUGCAGAGGGCGCUGUUGGAUUCUCUGAAGAGCGCAGCCUCGCCUGCCAAGAGGCCCAGACUGAAGUGCCUGAUCCACAUAGUGAAGCAGCUGAGUGCAGAGCAUUGCGACUUCAUUGCCGCCCUCCUGCCCGAGGUCAUCAUCUGUACCAAGGAGGUAUCAGUUGGGGCCCGUAAGAAUGCCUACACCCUGCUGGUGGAGAUCGGCCGGCUCUUCGUUAAGUUCUGCGAUACUUCUAAAGAGGCCAUACAGCAGUACCUGGGUCUGGUCUAUGCUGGCCUGACAGGCUCAGUCACCAUGAUCAGCUGCACAGUCCUGGCACUGACCCGACUGGUGUUUGAGUUUAAAGAUAACAUGGAGGUAUCUGUCAUGGAGGGGCUGCUACACAACAUCUGCCUACUGCUCACUUCCAGGACCCGGGAGAUAGUGAAGGCGGCGCUGGGCUUCAUCAAGGUCGUCCUCUUCAUCAUGGAUGUCAAGGUCCUGGCUGGCCACGUGUCCACUAUGAUGGAGGCAAUUGGGAACAUCAAAGAUGACACCAGGCGUCAUUUCCGGACGAAGCUAAAGAACAUUUUCACCAAAUUCAUCCGCAAGUUUGGGUACGAGCUGGUGAAGAACAUGCUGCCUGUGGAGCACCACAAGGUGCUGGCUAACAUACGCAAGGCGGAGGCUCGGGUUAAGAGGAGGCGACUGCUGCUGAAGGCUGAGGUGGAGGGGUCAGACAGUGAGGAGGACACACCCCAGGCUAAGGGGGAGAGCAUUGAAGACAUUCUCGCAGAGUCGGACUCUGAGGAUUCUGAAGAUGAGAAGCCCAAGAAAGGACAGAAAAAGAAUGUCAGGCAGAAGGGCCAGGCCUGGCUGAAGGAGGGCGAGGGUGAUGAACCCCUCAACUUCCUGGACCCCAAAGUCUCCCAGAGAGUGCUGGCUACAAACCCAGAUUUGCAGAAAGUUCCCAAAAUCAAACAUGGCUUCAAAACGACCUCAGACGGACGCCUGAUCAUCCAGGAAGCGGAGGAGGAUGAUGGUGAUAAAAAGAAUGGUGGUGAUGGAGAAAUGGAGGAUAUUCUGGAGGAAGCCGGGGUCAAGACUAAAAAGACCCAGAAAAGGAUGUUUCGCAGUGGUGAUGUUGAUGAGGAAAUGGAACCACAGCUGAAGUAUAAAGCUGGUGGCUCCGGGAUCCACCGACCUUUAUCUGGGAAGGACAACUUUGGCAGGGAGUACAAAGCCAAGAAAGCUAAAGGCGACGUCACGAAGAAGGGCAAGUGUGACCCUUAUGCGUACAUCCCUCUGAAAAAGGCCCAGCUGAACCGCAGGAAACGGGCCAAGCUGCAGGGCCAAUUCAAAGGCAUAGUGCGAGGCGCCCAGAAGGGGGCGCGGUCUGGGCGGAGUCAGCUGAAGAAGAAGAAAAAGGCCUGACCUUUUUCUGGAUGCCGUGGACUGUGUUUGUGUGUGAGCUGCAGCAGUGUUAUGAAUGUCAAUAAAUGUUUUUGAAAGGG